Alnus glutinosa is the source of this 1313-nucleotide messenger RNA. RefSeq lists its product as uncharacterized. The transcript is spliced from 7 exons. NCBI's taxonomy places the organism in Eukaryota, Viridiplantae, Streptophyta, Magnoliopsida, Fagales, Betulaceae. Bases 52 to 1122 code for a protein of 356 amino acids. Gene Ontology annotation, cellular component: cytoplasm; nucleus. The record is from RefSeq and is a predicted model, not a curated record.
AGUUCAAAACAGAGGUGGACGACGCCUAUUCAAAGGGCUCUCAUCAAAGGCAUGCUCGCGCUAACCCGAGGAUUUAACCAGAGGCUUUUCACCUUCCACAAGCACCUGACUCGUCCUCUCAUGGCCACCAACGCUCCCCUGAAACCCCUGAAGCGCGUGGGCACCCACAACGGGAGCUUCCACUGCGACGAGGCCCUUGGCUGCUUCAUGAUUCGCCUCACCGAUAAGUUUUCCAACGCCGAGAUCGUUCGCACCCGCGACGCCCAGGUGUUGGAGGGUCUCGAUGCUGUUCUUGAUGUUGGGGGCGUGUAUGAUCCAACUCGGGACCGGUAUGAUCAUCACCAGAAAGGGUUUGAAGAGGUUUUUGGGCACUGCUUCUCCACUAAGCUCAGUAGUGCCGGUCUUGUCUACAAGCAUUUUGGAAAGGAGAUAAUAGCUAAGGAGCUUCAAGUUGAUGAGCAGCACCCGGAUGUGCAUCGCUUAUUUUUGGCUGUGUACAAGAGCUUCAUGGAGGCAAUUGAUGCUGUUGACAAUGGGAUAAAUCGGUAUGAUACUGACAAGCCUCCGAGAUAUGUGAAUAAUACGCACUUGUCUUCAAGAGUUGGAAGAUUAAAUUUGGAUUGGAUAGAUCCUGAUCAAUCACCUGAGAAAGAGAAUGAGGCCUUUCAAAGAGCGAUGGCUCUGACUGGCAGUGAGUUUUUAGAUAGUGUUCGGUUUCAUGCAAAAUCGUGGUUACCAGCACGGUCAAUUGUAAUGGAGUGUCUUGCAGCAAGACGGGAUAUUGAUCCUAGUGGAGAAAUUAUGGUUUUAACGACAUUUUGUCCUUGGAAGCUUCACUUAUUUGAGCUUGAGGAGGAGAUGAAGAUUGACCCUCCCAUCAAAUAUGUUCUUUAUCAGGAUGACAGGAGCAAAUCUUGGAGAGUGCAGGCGGUGGCAGUAGCUCCUGAUAGAUUUGAGAGCAGAAAGCCUCUCCCUGCUCAAUGGCGUGGUCUCCGGGAUGAAGAACUCUCGAGGAAGGCAGGUAUUCCUGGUUGUGUUUUUGUCCAUAUGAGUGGGUUUAUUGGUGGAAAUCAAAGCUAUGAGGGUGCUCUGGCCAUGGCAAAAGCUGCUUUGAAGCUCUAACCGAAGAAGAGCAAAUUGUAUCAGCAUUUUAGCAGGAUCUACCAAUUUGCUUAUGACUGUUUCCUUUUUAUGUGCCGUGGGCACCAAUUUUAUAGUCCCAAGUGUUCUCUCAGAUCUUGUUUUUGAUUGCAUUCCUCCCCAUAUAUGACUCUCUAUUUAGUGUUUGGAAGAAUAUAUUUUGCAUUUAGACA